GUCGGGCGCCGGGAACAUGGCGGAGGGCGCGGGCCGGGGACCCCCCCGCCCGGCGCGGCUCCGCCCGCCCGCCGCCCGCCGCCCCGGCCUCCGGGUGGGCGCAAGUUGGAACGGAAACCGGAAAGUUGUCCUGCGGCCGCCGCGGGCCGCGCCCCUGCCGCGGGGCGCCCGCGGGAAAGUUGGCCGGGGCGCGGGCGGCCCCACCUGGGCGGCGCCGGGGACGGCCGGGCCUCGGCGCCGCGGGACUCGCCCCGGGCGACGGCUCGGGAAGUUGGCCGCGCCGCCGCGGCGAGCCCCGUCCGGCGCGGGCUGUCAGCGUGGGCGGCGGCCGCGAGGCCCCGGGACCCGGCCAUCCGGGCUCCGCUUCCGAGCACACUGGCCUGCGGAGCGGAGCCGGGGCUCGCGCUCGGGCAGCUCGUGUGCUUCCCCUUCGCCUGCCCCCGCCCCCCGUUAGUUUAGAAAAACAUUUCGCCUGCAACUCUUCGGCUGGGAGGAACACGAGCGAGUCGGCUUCGCAGUAACGGGAAAUCGCGUUUUGAACCGGAAUGCUGUUUGGACUUGCUCGAUAAAACCUUAUCUCAGCAAGAAUAACUUAGAAAAAAGGGAGACAGUUGGACUUGGAGCUCAGAUCGCUGCUGAAAGCUCUCUCUUGAGUAGUGUUUGAGUCAUAAUGGAGUCCUGG
This is a messenger RNA of Equus caballus (horse), 682 nucleotides long. Lineage: Eukaryota; Metazoa; Chordata; Mammalia; Perissodactyla; Equidae. The record is from RefSeq and is a predicted model, not a curated record.